Eremomyces bilateralis CBS 781.70 is the source of this 907-nucleotide messenger RNA. RefSeq lists its product as uncharacterized. The coding region runs from base 234 to 713 and encodes 159 amino acids. The record is from RefSeq and is a predicted model, not a curated record. The transcript has a single exon. NCBI's taxonomy places the organism in Eukaryota, Fungi, Ascomycota, Dothideomycetes, Eremomycetales, Eremomycetaceae.
UUUCGUCGGGAUGAUCGUCCCGAUGCAGGCAGUACUGCUUUUGGGUCGGCCAGCGGAAAACUGUGUUGGCGCAGUGAAACCUAGUCAAUCGUCAAUUCCUGGUUGAAAAUAGGAAGCUAUCACAUUGUAUCAAUGACGGAAUCGCAAGAAUCCUGAGGUCCAGCUGAGGAUGCAGGAGGUAAGUAUAGCCGCAUUAUGUCCGUGUGAAUAACACCAAUGUACCACAAUUGCCUAUGUACUUCUCGAGUCUCGUCAGCCUGCAUGAGUGCAUGAUCGACGGGAGGGUGGAACUGCAUCGCACGCGACGCGGCUUGUGCGUUUGCAUUGAUCCCGGCUUUAGAGAACCUACAGAAAGGUGUUCUUGUGUCGGCGAUGGUGACAAGGUUGAUUGGGUAAUGGAAUUUGAAAACGCUGGGAAAAAGCAAAUAGAUGGAGACACCAGCACAGGCACAAAUCCAGCCAGGGAGGUCAUUGAAGUGGAGGCAAGAGACACAACCAGGAGAACUUCUGGAUACUUAGAUAACCAUAACUACAGGUAUCAGAGACAGAUCCUCUGGCGUAUUGACAUAAGCGAUUAUGAUGUAAGGUGCUUUAAUAGACGAAAAGCAAUUCAUCUGCGUGGUAAGGAAGUAACAAACUUCGCGCGAAGAGUAUGUAGACAACUUAAAGCGGUUCUUGAUAGUAACAGGCCACAAAAUUCAGAGACAAAGUGAUUGAGGAUGAACCCGGUUGGCGGGCCUCAUGGAUGACAAGACUUGACCACGGUUAGAUGUAUCACGUAGUAUCAUGCAUGUCGUCGGACCAAAGAGAAGGGACGGACAAUCUGUGCCGGACAUCCGCAAUUCAACUGUAUCCUUCCAUCACCGCGAACGAGCCUAAAGAAGCCAGCAUCAUUACACAGUUGGGG